AUGGGAUUUUUAGCGCACAUUUCGAAAAGAUUCGAGAGACAACCGCACAUUUCAAUCAGCCUCGGUCUGUGCAUUUCGUUCAGGCAGCAAUGGGAACGAUCCAAAGGAGUACUUGCCAGAAAGUCGAGCGAGUGGCGGCCGAGCGGGAGGACGCCGUGGGAAGCGAUUGGCUCGCGUGAGACGGCUGCGGCGGCGGUGGAAGACGUCGCCAAAGCCGGCGCCGGGCGGGCACUGGGCGGGGAAGCCAGGGCUGAUGCGGCCGCGUGUGGGGCGGGGCCGCCCGCGAUCAGGCCGAACGCCGGCUGCACCGCGACGCCGCCAGCCGCGGUCCCAGUCCUGCUGCUUUCCGACACCUUUAGCAAGAAAAACAGGAGCAGCUCGCCCUUCCGUGCAGUUGUUGAGCGGGACGCCGCCUUGCUGGCCUUCGUCGAAAGGUCUCCCGGCGACUUUGCUCCCAAGUCAGAGGCAGCGGUUGGGCUGCGGAAGGAGGUGGAUGUCGCCCUGGCCAGCUUGGGGGUGGAAUCUGAGGCCGCGGUAGAACUUCCCCGGCGCGAAGGAGGUGAGGCGGGGGAGCCGGCUGCGGUGCUCGACGCCCGGGCGCGCGAGACAGAGGGAGGAGGCGGGGAGAAGGUAGGGACUCUCCGUGCAGACGGGGGUGCGCGAGCAGACAGUGUGUUGGCUGGAGUAGAAGUUGGGGGGGACAACGUGCGAGCGCGGACCGUGGAGGAGGCGGUAGGGGAGAAUGCGCCCGAAGUCGCAGGCGCGCGCGUCAGGGGGCGCCCGCGUGCCGGGGGAGAUGACACCUAG
This is a messenger RNA of Klebsormidium nitens, 807 nucleotides long. The record is from the annotation of a GenBank genome assembly. NCBI's taxonomy places the organism in Eukaryota, Viridiplantae, Streptophyta, Klebsormidiophyceae, Klebsormidiales, Klebsormidiaceae.